AUGUCUGGCUUUGGUUUGGAUAGUCUUGUGGUUGGGAGUGCAGACCCAAAACGGAAGGCCCUUCUGAAAGGGCCACAGUCCCGCAACUGGACCUCAUUUAUUGAAGCUAUCACCGCGGACGGCCGUGUCCUUACCCCUGGCAUUAUCUUUAAGGGCAAAGAACUUCAGAAACAGUGGUUCUUGACGGAAUUCGGCAAAAUAGCCGACUGGCAUUACAUAACGUCGCCCAACGGAUGGACGGACAACCAUAUCGCUAUUGAGUGGCUUGAGGAGAUGGACAUGGAAGUCAUGCAACGGAUGCAUGGAUGGCCACAUGCUUUUUGA
Messenger RNA from Hirsutella rhossiliensis, 324 nucleotides. RefSeq names its product DDE superfamily endonuclease domain-containing protein. The transcript has 4 exons. Gene Ontology annotation, molecular function: nucleic acid binding. The coding region runs from base 1 to 324 and encodes 107 amino acids. Lineage: Eukaryota; Fungi; Ascomycota; Sordariomycetes; Hypocreales; Ophiocordycipitaceae. The record is from RefSeq and is a predicted model, not a curated record.